Molecule: messenger RNA, 1119 nt
Organism: Malurus melanocephalus (red-backed fairy wren)
Lineage: Eukaryota; Metazoa; Chordata; Aves; Passeriformes; Maluridae
Gene: B3GALT9
Product: beta-1,3-galactosyltransferase 9
Exons: 1
Coding region: 1-1119 (372 amino acids)
Cellular component (GO): membrane
Molecular function (GO): hexosyltransferase activity
Source: RefSeq, a predicted model, not a curated record
AUGUCUUCUCUUCCCCAGCUGACGCUCUGCAGGCUCCGCACACACCAGUGGUGCUUCAUCCUCUUUAAUGUCUUGCUUUUCCACGUGCUGCUUUUUGGGGCAGAUUUACUGGAGCAGUACUUCCUGCGUUCCCUGCCUCUCUCCUACACCGACGCCAAGACCCUGGAGAUCAGGGAGAGGGCCAGGAAGCUGGAUUUGGAUCUCCUGAAGGCCAACCUCUCUUACACUGGCAGCAGUGCAGUGACAUGCUCCAAUCAAGAGRUAUUUUUGCUCAUUGUUGUGUGCAGCAGCCCAGAGAACAGGACAAGGCGCGAUGCCAUCAGGCAGACCUGGGGUAACACGACGGGCUCCAGAGGUUACAGUGUCCUCACCGUGUUUGCUGUAGGAAAAGCAGCCUCACUGAGCACCCAGCUGGAGAUCAAUGAAGAGGCUCAGAAGCACCAAGACAUUAUUGAAGGCAGUUUCAUCGAUUCCCCCGAGACACAGACACACAAGAUGUUGAUGAGCGUGGAGUGGACAGUGACUUUCUGUCCACAGGCCAGGUACAUCCUUCAAACAGCCCAGGACGUGUUUGUGGGCGUUCCCAGCCUGGCUGUGUACCUGCAGAGCCUAACGCAGCCAGAGGACAUCUACCUGGGCAGGGUGGUUCAUCAGGGAGUGCCUGACAGGGACCCCCAGAGCCCUGCCUUUGUCCCCACUCACCAAUACCCCGAGCAGUUCUACCCGGAUUUCUGCCACGGCAGCGCUUUCCUCAUGUCCCAGGACGUGGCUCGCAAGGUUUACGUGGCUGCCAGGGAGGUGCCCCUGGUGCUGCCUCCCGCUGCUUUCGUGGGGAUCUGUGCUAAAAAAGCUGGAAUCACUGCCAGGCACAGCUCCCGCUUUUCUGGGGAAAAGCACAUCAGCUACAAUCGAUGCUGCUAUAAAUUCAUUUUCACCUCUUCCGACAUGAGAGAGGACGAGCUAUUUAAAGACUGGAAGGAAACAAACGAUGGGGAAGAUUGUUCCUUGUUGGAAACCUACUACAGCCUGGUGUCCUGCAAGGUUCUGACCUACAUUGACAAGUUCAAACAGUUCAACUUGGAUARAAUAAAAAAUGAGGUCCUUCAUUUUGUCAAUUAA